Molecule: messenger RNA, 1282 nt
Organism: Nasonia vitripennis (jewel wasp)
Lineage: Eukaryota; Metazoa; Arthropoda; Insecta; Hymenoptera; Pteromalidae
Product: thymidylate kinase
Exons: 5
Coding region: 320-1069 (249 amino acids)
Biological process (GO): dTDP biosynthetic process; dTTP biosynthetic process; dUDP biosynthetic process
Cellular component (GO): cytoplasm; nucleus; cytosol
Molecular function (GO): ATP binding; dTMP kinase activity
Source: RefSeq, a predicted model, not a curated record
AUACUCGCGAAUAUUGUUGUUCUUCAUGCUGUUUGUAUAAAUAAAUAUAAGAAGAUCGGCCGUAUAAAACAAAGGAAAUAUUUUCGCGCUUAUGAGUUGCGAGUUUGGUAUUUUUGGAAAGGCGCGGUAACUAAGCGUGCAAGGUUGUGUCGAGGAACAAAAAGGCCUUUGACUCACAUCCGUAAAAAUUCGUUAUUUAUUUUAAUGCGCAGCAGCGUCGAAAUACCUUCGGAAAACGUGAUAAAACGGAAAAAGAAAGUGAAGCGCCAAAACCAAAACAGAUGUCGAAUUGUUCUCGUGACGUCACGGCCGUUGACUGAUGGAUUGGCCACGAGAGGUCGGUGUCCGGCCGAAAUUCGCCGUUUCCAGUACACAGAGCAACAGAGCAGCGAGUAGCUUACUUUCCAAACGGCUAAUCUCGGUAUCGAUAAUUCGAACGAUGGCUCGUGGUGCGUUUAUUGUUUUGGAGGGACUAGAUCGAGCGGGAAAGUCGACGCAGGUGUCGAUGAUCGUCGAGGCGUUGAAGGAGAGAAAUGUACCUGUCGAGAGGCGUGUGUUUCCUGACCGAAGCACCGCUAUCGGCGGUAUAAUAAAUGACUACUUGGCGAAGAAAAUCGAGCUGGCCCCGGAAGCAGUGCACCUGCUGUUCUCGGCCAAUCGAUGGGAGUGCAAGGAUGGCAUUCUCGAGACACUGGAAAAAGGGACGACUUUGAUCGUCGACAGAUACGCAGCUUCCGGCGCAGCUUACAGCGCAGCGACGACCGGUCGGCCGUUGUCCUGGUGUACGUCUCCUGAUCAGGGUCUACCAGCACCGGAUUUGGUGCUCUACCUAGACGUGACACCCGAUACGCAGCAGCAGAGGUCCAACUGGGGUGAGGAGCGAUUCGAACGUGCCGAGACUCAGCGCAAAGUCGCCGAGAAUUUCCGAAAGCUGUCCGAGAGCGGUAACUGGGCGUUCGUCGAAGCUGGAUUGGAUAAGCUCGAAGUGCAUCAGAAGUUGUUGCAGAAGGUGCUGGACUUGUUGGAGGGAUGCAAGGAUAAGCCAAUAGGGAAGCUUUACGAGGAUUAGGGUGUAUUUUAUCAGUGCGAGAAUCCUGAUUUUGAUGUAUAGACAUAUAUUUUUUUAUGAUAUUGAUGGCUAUUGUACCAUAACGUUAAGGGAGUAUAAGAUCAACCAAAGACUUGUGUAAUGUACUUAAAUAUACUUGUUUCAAACUCUGAAUGUCUCGUUGAUCGUGUAAAUAAAACUAGGAAACAGACUCCUUGUUUCGAUCCACAGAAA